AUGGCCCUAUCUUCAAACUCAACUUUUGGUAACUUGUUAGUACCGGCUGCCCACGAUGACGAUGAGAAUCAGAUUCGGACACUCUUCACUCAAGUCGUCGACCUUGGCAUUGAUUUCAGAGCAUCUGAUACAAUCUUUUCGGAAGAGACAGAAGCUUCGCCAAGUAGAAUCAGCUUUGACAAGAUACCCGAGUCUGGCCUGUCAUAUGAAGAACUUAUCCAGCAGUUCGCAUCUGUUGCCAGCAAGAGCAGCAAUUGGGGAUCUCCAAAUUUUCUUGGAUUCUCUGAUGCAGCCAACAACGUAGCUGGAUUAGCAGCCGCCUUGCUAAUUCCGCUGCUGAAUCAGAAUAUAGCAAACCAGGAGAUAUGCUCUCCGGAGGCUACUUUUAUUGAGAUGGAGGUAGUCCAUUGGCUACGAGAGACGCUUGGAUACCCAGUACCAGAGACUUAUACCAAAGCCAGUGGCAUCGGCGGAGUUUUAACUCUUGGCGGGUGCCUCUCGAAUACUAUCGCGCUUCUGGCAGCAAGAGAGAAGUGCUUUCCUGGUUCAGGUAUACAAGGCAUCCCGGUGCUACCUACCAAGAUACGUGUGCUGGUACCGAGUGUCACGGAACAUUAUUCUAUACGCUCAGCUAUGGCAUGGCUAUCACUGGGCGAGAAAAACGUCAUUCGUGUUCCUGUUGACAGCAAAUUUCAUAUGGAUCGAGAAGCCCUGAAGCAAAUUAUUGACCGAGAAAGAGAGUGCGGAAACAUUAUCAUGGCCUCAAAGAUUCUCGAAGAUAAGAAUGUUUGGUUUCAUGUCGAUGCAUGUCAUGGGAGCCAGCUUGCUUUUUCAGAAAAGCAUCGUUAUAAGCUAAGAGGUAUUGGAAAGGCAGACUCGAUCACGAUCGACUCUCACAAAACCAUGCUCGUUCCGUAUAACUGCUCUCUAAUACUCUUCCGAGACCCCAGUACUCACGUGGCGCUCUCAACCAAUUCAGACCUGAUCCUGAAUACUCAGUGGUCGUUGGGUCGAGUCACCCCUUUUAUUGGAUCAAAAGCAUUCGAUGCGCUCAAAAUUUGGUCUACCAUCAAGCUCUUCGGAAGGCGACGACUUGGACAGAUAAUUGAUGAACGUCUGGAGCUCACUAGCGCCAUCCAGGACGAGGUAACACAACGGCCGAAUCUCAUUCUCCUCAACAAGACGGACAUUAAUUCAUGUAUGAUGGUAUACAUCCCCUUCCAGAUACAAGAAUACUGCAUCGAGAAAAUUAUUCCACUUUCAGACGCAGACUUGGAAAAGAUCAACCUGAUGAACCGUCGAAUCAAAGACACUGUUCGUAAAGAGGGUAUGUAUUACAUACACGGCUUCCCUUUACAAAGUUGUCCACACGAACGCUUCAUCACUCCGGACAAGCAAGUCUUUGUAUUGCGAACUAUGAAUGGCAACCCUCUAUCAACAAUCGAAAACGCCAAGGGCUUGUUGGACAGAAUUGAGAGGUUAGGCCAGCUCUUCUUCUCAGAAGCUGGAUACCGAUGUAUCCAAGCUGGCCCAUCGUUGAAUCACCUACGCAGAGCCGAAGACAAGCUCAGCCAUAAGAUACGAAACUUAUUUGGGAACCAAGAUUUCGUAGCUGUGGUUUAUGGCUCUUCUGCACUGCCGAGAAACGCGAUACUAUCCGAUAUUGACCUCAUGGUCUUCAUCCGCAGUGUCGAACCUGGACAACGAGAGGACAUGGUAACUGCCUUCCGAUCCAUCAUGAACCAAGAAAGUAUUCUAGUCGACGACGAGGUACCGCUAAGUCGGAAGCUCUCAAUACCAUUUGAACUGGCAGCUAGGGCAGCUGAAUCUGGCCCUGUAUUGGAUGAUGCAGGUGAAAUACGAAGCAUUUGCAAAACGCCCGAGUACCUUUCUUCAAACAAAAUGCUGCAACGUUUGAUCUUCGGUGUUCUUACAACACCCAACAGAAUCAUCGCGGCAAAUGCGAAUGGUGCAAGCUCAUUUGAAACCUUGAAGUCCAACGCAGGCAAAACGCUGGUUGGUCUGAUCCGCCAACUUCACCAUGCUUCAUUCAGUACAACCGACGAGUUUGUAAAACUCGCGAUUUCGGACGGGGUUCGUAGUGGAGAACAGUAUCUUGGCUAUAAGGACCGUUCAGAGGUUGUGGAAAAGCUCAGUCAAAUCUUCGACAAAGCUUAUGGCUCUGAGUAUGGACGACCUGUGGACCCUGAUUCUUCCUGA
Messenger RNA from Fusarium graminearum PH-1, 2220 nucleotides. RefSeq lists its product as uncharacterized. Gene Ontology annotation, cellular component: cytoplasm. Gene Ontology annotation, molecular function: carboxy-lyase activity; pyridoxal phosphate binding. Bases 1 to 2220 code for a protein of 739 amino acids. The transcript is spliced from 2 exons. The record is from RefSeq and is a predicted model, not a curated record. Gene Ontology annotation, biological process: amino acid metabolic process. Lineage: Eukaryota; Fungi; Ascomycota; Sordariomycetes; Hypocreales; Nectriaceae.